AUUCGCUUGGUGCUUGAACCUGCAGGGUUCAUGACCUACCGGUCACUAACCAAACUACGCCCUGUGACCUGUCCCCUCCAACCUGGCACUUCAAAUCUUCAGUUCUGAUUGACCUUUGCUUGUAGUUGUGUUUUUGGUCUUCAUAAUGGUCAUCGAAAAAAUUUGUUGCAUUGGGGCAGGAUAUGUUGGUGGUCCUACAUGCAGUGUAAUUGCAUUAAAAUGCCCAGAAGUUAAAGUAACAGUAGUAGAUAAAAAUAAGGAGCGAAUAAAGCAAUGGAAUGCUGACAAACUUCCGAUUUAUGAGCCUGGUUUGGAUAAAGUUGUAAAAGAAUGCAGAGGGAAAAAUCUUUUUUUUUCUGUCGAUGUUGAAUCAGCUAUAGAGGAAGCAGAUUUGAUAUUCAUAUCAGUGAAUACCCCUACAAAAACUUGUGGGAAUGGAAAAGGAAGGGCUGCUGAUUUGAAGUAUGUUGAAUCAGUUGCUAGAUUGAUAGCAGAUGUUGCUGCGGGAGAUAAAAUAGUAGUUGAGAAAUCUACAGUUCCUGUAAAAGCUGCUGAAAGCAUUAUGAAUAUUCUUAGAGCGAACCAGAAACCUGGAGUUUCUUAUCAGAUUUUAUCCAACCCGGAGUUUCUAUCAGAAGGCACAGCUAUUGAUAAUCUUCUAAAUGCUGAUAGAGUACUGAUUGGAGGUGAGGAAACAAAAGAAGGUCAAUUGGCCAUUGAAAAACUAUGUUGGAUAUAUGAACACUGGAUACCGAGAUCAAAAAUAUUAACCACGAAUACGUGGUCAUCUGAGUUAUCAAAACUUGCAGCAAAUGCUUUCUUGGCACAGAGGAUUUCCAGCAUUAAUUCGUUGUCAGCUGUAUGUGAAUUUACGGGUGCUAACGUUUCUGAGGUGGCAAAAGCUAUUGGCACUGAUACAAGGAUAGGAAACAAAUUCCUAAAUGCUUCAGUUGGAUUUGGAGGAAGCUGCUUUCAGAAGGAUAUUCUGAAUUUAGUUUAUAUCUGUGAAUGUUUGAAUCUUCCAGAGGUUGCUGCGUAUUGGCAACAGGUGAUAGAUAUAAAUGAAUAUCAAAAAUCAAGGUUCACAUCCAAAGUUAUUGAAUCUUUAUUCAAUACUGUGACCGAUAAACGGAUAUCUAUUCUUGGAUUUGCUUUUAAAAAAGAUACUGGUGACACUAGAGAAUCACCAGCUAUUUAUGUUGCAAAGACAUUACUGGAUGAGGGAGCGAAGUUAAAUAUAUAUGAUCCAAAAGUAGAACAUGCUCAAAUUUUUGAGGAUUUGACCUAUGCUACUGGUUCAAAGGAGUAUGUGAAGGAAAGAGUUUCUUUAUUUCCUAAUGCGUAUUCAGCUACGGAGAAGACGCAUGCGAUUGUUGUCUGUACAGAAUGGGAUGAGUUUAUCACACUCGAUUUCAGAAAAAUUUAUGAUGGCAUGAUGAAACCUGCAUAUAUUUUUGAUGGAAGAAUGAUUUUGGAUGAUGAAAAACUGUCAAAAAUUGGUUUUCAUGUCCACACCAUUGGUAAAAGGAAUAUGAGAAGAGGAUUGAAGAGAACAUGGGGAACACUUGAUUGUGCUUGAUUAAGUAAUUUUAUUAAUCUUCCUUUAGUUUCCUUUUUUUUUUUUUUUUUUAAAUCUUGUGGAUCUGUAAAUGUAAGCAGUAUUCAUUUCAGAUGUAUUAGUAUUUGUUCCUUAUUUAUCAUAUAAUGUUACAUUAAUUAUUUUAUCCUUAGUUCAAUAACUGUUUAUUGUAUUAUUUAUUUUAUGGGUAACUUCUUGUUAUGUUUAGUUCAAUAUGUGCAUAUGUAUAUAUAUAAUUUGACGUUUCAACCAACAUACCAUCUUCAUGUGCCAAAUUGUUAUAUUAUGUUUAUUGAAAUUUUAACACAUAAGGUCCUAAUGUAGACCAUGUCAAUUAUUUUAUCAUUUAAAGUUUUAGUAAAUCAGCUACAUACAUAUCUUCACAAUGUUACACAAUCAUACAUUGUUAAUGAUAAAGUUUGCUGAUAAUGAACUUUGGGAGCUGAAACCUAUUCCCAAGCUGGUUGACCUAUUGUCCACCUAAGCUACUGCUUGGGUAACGAUCGUAAUCGGUAUUGACAUAUUCUAUAGUUAAAAACAAUAUUUCCACUAACUUUUAAAGAAUAUGUAGUGUCGAAUUGAACUCAUUCUCUCCUCCCGACCUGCUAUCUUUAAAGGAUCAAUAUAAACUUUCAAUGCUUUUAUUUAUACAUCCCUUUGCUUUGUAUGCAGAGAUUUGUUUAUCAAACUUUUUUACUCUGAAUAUUUAGCGUGCUUGGUGGAUGGAUAGAAAAUUUAGGGUUCUAGUAGAAAUGACAAUGAUACUAACAUGAGGGGAAGGAGUUUGAAUAUUUAGAGAAUUAAAUUAAAGUACCUAGAGUUUACAGUAUUUGAAGCAAAUGAAAUCCUACAGAUAAUAAAACUAAAACUAUAUGUCAGAAAUGGUGAUUGUUAUAUAUUUUGCAUCUAUUUCCUAGAAACUUAAAAAUGAUGGUACUAUUAUCGCUAUAUUUUUGGAAAUCAAGUCUCACAUUAAAUUUUGGUUUAAAAGGAAGACAUAUAAAAUAAAUGGCUAUAAACCAUGCACUCACUACCUAUCCUUGGAAUGAAGAUCUCCAGAAAGAUAAUCAGCUCAAGACAACAGGUAAACAGUCGAGAGGUGGACAAUGGGUUUGAUGAUGGUAACAUUGUGUUACGGCUGAUCUUCUAGGAUUAGUAAGUAUUUGAGUGAUUGAGUUGAAGGAGGUGUGUUGAUAGUAUAUCGGUAGAGUAGUCAUAUUGGCAUCGAAACUCUAUUCAUUAUACAACUUUAUUUUUUCCAUGCUAAUUGUAUUAUCGAAGGUAUUCGGUAGUAUUGAGUAUGUUACAUAAAAAAAUUUUGUGAUCACCUAUUUAUUGAUGUCUAGAAGCUAUUAAAAAAAUAACUCAAUUUUUAUAAGAUUUUGUACAACUGAGUUUUGCAUUUUUUAACUCUAAAAAUAUACAUAAAAUCCAUGAAUGUUAUUUAUAAUUUCAUCUAGUAAACUUUGAAAAAUAUUUUACCUGAGUUCUUCGGAAGUGUAGGUAAUGUUUUGGUGUGUUAUUGUUAAGGUUACCUGUAUGAUCUGUCAUUAUCAUGAAUAUGUAAAUCCUGUUAAGCUGUGAAGAUUGGGAGGAAAGAUAGUUCAUACAUUUCUCCUUUUUCUGAAAUUAAGAUCUGAUUUCAAGUUAUAUCUUAAGCUUUAUUAACAUCAACUCCUAUUUUACUGAAAAAUGAUGUUAAAAUCCAGUAUUAUAUAAUUUUUAUUAUCUGUUUUUUCUAACUAUUCUUUUUUUCAAUUAGUAACUGGCAAUAUUCCUAUAUGUAUACCUUGAUUUUAAGAUAAAAUAUUGAAACUUAUUUCCAAUGUGAUAGAUAAAAUUUUAUGUUAAAUCUGUCUGUGAUUGACUCCUAAGGAUUAUUUUCCAAGGGAUUAUGUAUGAAUUGUUGUUCACUUGGCCUCAUCAGAAGAACAAGGUAGCUAUAUCAAAUAAAUUAGUAGUUAAUAAAUGUAUAGAGCUUCAUUAUUUUCUUAUAGUGUUUGUCCAGACUGUUGUAUGAUCGUUUAUAUUUGUAAUUUUUUUUUAAAUGUAGAUUGUUUUCAAAAAUAUAUCUAAGAUUAUUAUUGCCAUUAUUGAGACCAUUUCGCUUAAUUAUGAUAAAUUUUUAUUAUAUUCAAAGAACUUUUUAUAUUGUUUCAAUAGUUAAUUCUUAACUGUUUAAUAGUUAAGUGCAAACUUAUGUUUUAAUAUUUAUAUAUACUUUGAAACAAAAUUGAUGAAAUUUAUAAUGUAACUUAUAAAAAUGAUGUCUAAAUGGUUACACUUUAUAAUUAUGCUCACUAAUCUUUAAAAAACAAUGAAAUUGUUUACAUUUAUUAUAUGUAUAUAUUAAGUUUUAUUACAGUGUUAUCUUUUACUGUUGGUAUACUACUUGAUCAGUCUAUCGCUGCCUCCCUCCUCCAAAAUCAAUAACUUGAUAAAUUGAUUGAUGUCAAAGAAAGGGUGUUAAGUAUUUGUUGGUCAUCUUACAAACUUUAUUUAUCAUAUAAAUUAUCAUUUUUUAAAAAGGUUUAUUAUUGUGUAUUGCAGUAUUGAAAUAUUAAACAUUGUACCCAAUAUAUAAAAAAGUUAUGAAUGAAGUCCAAUUAUGUCAUAAUACAAUUUUGAUAGUCUGAAAAAGUGAGCAAAUUUUAUGAGAAGGUUUCGAUAGAGACUGUAAGAAAAAAAUUUAUAUAUAUGUAUACAAAGGCGGAUCAACAGGAGGGCUUUCAGGCUGAAGUCAUGCCCACCUCUCCCCUCCCCAAAUGGUAAAGUGUGACCAUGUUUUAUGGAAAAAAAUAUUAAAAAAUUAUCUCUUAAAGUAUUAUUGUUCAUAUAAUUACAUUUAAUAAGAUUUCAAGAAUCACUUAAAUACCAUUUCAUAUAUCCGCUAGUGUAUGUAUAUAAAGUGCUUACUGAGAAUUAGUAUUUUUCAAUGAGACAAACCUGAAUCCUGUUUCUGUUUUGUGUUAUUCCCAAAAUGAAUUACUAUCAAGAAGAUUCAUCCUGCAUUCGAGAAACGAAACAAAUUGAAACUAUAACAUGAAUAAUACAGUUUAAAAAAAGUCCUUACAAAACAUCACUACUUAAUUCAAGUAACAGUUAUCAGUUAAUUUUAUAUCUUUAUUUAAUAAUCAUAAUUAAAGAGUCAUAAAGUUUUUUAGCAGUUUAAACAGUUUCAUUGUUUUUCUUUCUCUUAUAUUGGAACAUAAUUAUUGUAAUUUACAUAAUCACGAUAAAUGAUAUGAAUUAAUCAGUUUUGUGAAUCCCUGUAUAAGUUAUACUGGUGUUGGUAAUAAUAAAAAUAUAGUAGAUAUUAUAUUGAGGUUUAUUAUGGUUACAGAUUUGUGUGCAAUAGUUCUCUUCUGCUGUUUUAUUUCUGAAUAUAUUUAGAAAAUUAAUUUGAUUGAGAACAAAUUCCAGUUGGUGUGGUGCUCUUUUUACAAUUAUUGUAUUAUUAUUGUUAUUUUAUUUUAAUAUUUAUGUAUGACGUUCCUCUAUUAAGACUCGUUUUUAAGUACCAGCUUUUCAUUUGUAAAAAUAUAUUUUUAAAAUCUAUUUUUACAUCUUUAUUUAUAAUAUUAUUCAAGUAUCUUAAUAAAUAAAGUUAAAUAUUAAAAGUUAA
This is a messenger RNA of Nezara viridula (southern green stink bug), 5204 nucleotides long. NCBI's taxonomy places the organism in Eukaryota, Metazoa, Arthropoda, Insecta, Hemiptera, Pentatomidae. The record is from the annotation of a GenBank genome assembly.